AUGUUACUUAGUGGCUUUGUGCUGCUGAGUUGUGUUGCCCUCCGAUCAACAUGGCAGCGGAGCCCUGGCUUUGCUAGCUCAGGGGCUGCAUCUUCGAUCCAGGGCGGAGCGAGGCAACACACGUCAACAUCGCGCGACAUGAUCAUGGAGAACAAGAUCGAUGACUCCAAACUAGUUCCGUCCUUCGAUGGCAAGUUAGAUCAGUACAGGGACUACAGGAAGAGAGCACUCCUGUACUUCAACAGCCUCGAGGACGCGAAGCAAAACCUUGCUGGGCCCAGGCUUAUCUCGAACCUUUCAGGCCCUGCCUUUGAAUGCUUCCGAGAACGCGACCCAGCAGACUUUCGCAACCCUCGAGGAGUUCUACAACUCCUUGCUAUCCUCGACGACAGAUUCCAGUUCAGUCCAGAACAAGAUCUAUCCGACCGCUUAGAAGAACUUUUCUUUCGACUUCGGCGGCGACGUGGAGAGGAGACCACGUCGUUCUCGACGAGGUUCGAAACCUUGAUGGCGAAGACCGAAGCACUUAUAACAGAAGAACAGCGAGCCGAAAGAAAGAAACAGCAGGACCUUCAGAGGGCAGAGUACCGACGGCAAUCCUUGGACUUCAUUGUUGCCAGGCAGGAGUACGAAGCGCUACUCACCACCCUGGCGGAUGGAGCUGACCGACCAGAAGCCCCUCGUCCACCAGUACCUCCACAGGAGAUGCCAACGGUCCAACCCUUCAGCUUCCCUGAGACCAUGAAGGGAUUCUUGUUCCUGCGGCACAUCGGUAUCAGUCUUCAGACACGGUCUUCGCUAUUGCGGUCUUCAGGGGGUUCACUUCGCUACGACAGGGUGUCGGACUUACUUCGCCGGACGGAGCUUGAUGCUUUAGUAGCUGCCCGUGCUCAGCCUCAAGGCCAGGGACAUGGCUUCAUGGCCGACGCGGCCACUGAGGACAACGAUGACGAUGACGAUUGGCCUGCGGAGGACGAGGUUGAGUAUGAUGAUUUCGGCGGCUAUGUCGAGGAAGAGGAGUCAGAAGAGAGCUUCGAGGACGAGCAAGAGGACGGAGCCGUGGACGAUGAGUACGACGCAGCAAUGGUGGGUUACCUGGAGGCCCGGCGCAAGUUCAUGGAUCUUCGACGCGCCAGGGGCUUCCAGGAACCGGAGCAGUCGUCCUCAACGGCCAAGGGCGCGUCCAAACAUCGGGAUCGCGAUCGCCGUGAUGAUCGCAGAGAGGGGCGAGGUAAGCCAACUGGUCCGAGCAGAAGGCCAGAUUUCUCUUGGCGCGAGCGUGAUCGGCGCAAGCCUGGACAACAGCAGCGAGGCCGGCGACCUGGGACGCCUCCUCCUACCAGAAAGAAGGGAACCGGUAAGACCAAGAACAGGGGCAAGGGUUCUCGAGCUGGUAGUAGCAGUCGCCGUGGGGAGCCGGCCGGCGCGCAGUACCUGGGCAUGGCCGUGAAUGCCGCGACAACUUCAUCUAUGACGGCCUCACCGCAUGAUUUUGUGCCCGAGUUUUCCUUUGCGGCCUUUCCAGUCUCAGUGCCGCCACCUCCGGGACUUGACGCAUCGUCCACUUCCUCGACUGGGGCCAGGCAGUGCGGCUUUGUUUCUCGCUUUGCACUAUCUUCAGUUGAGCAGUUUGCCGAGGAGUGCCUAGAACUAGAUCGGUCUUUAGGCCUCGUAUGUCCAGAGCAAGGCGAGGAACAGGCAUGUUGCUUGGUAACACCUCCGGGCUAUGCCAUUUUAGAUACCGGUUGUACUUCAACCUUGGUGGGCUCUGAAAACGAACGUUUGUGGAGAGCAGAGCUUGAGAAGAGGUUUGAGGGAAUUAAUGGCGAGACUCGGGCAUCGUAUCAAGUGAGGUACCCCGUUCGGAUAGGAAUGGGAGAGGUGAAGUUGAAGCUUAAUUCUGUAGGUCACUACAUGAUUCCACUCCUCGACUUCCCUGGCGAACAGUCUCCAAGUGACCGCGUUCCCAACGAUCACGCCCUUGCCUCAGCCGAGGUUGAGCCACCUGGUCUGAAGGUUGAGCUGAGGGACAAUGCAAGUUCUCCGGACCAGAGCGCCAGCGUAGAACACACUGUACCCAAGUACCAGUCGGCCUGGAGAGUCCGAGCAGCGCAGAUCGGUUACAGGGCCAAGGUCAUCCGUCGACCUCCGCCGCAACUGAAGGGUGGCUGGGUCACAGUUUUGUCUCUGGAUGACCAGAGCUUGAAAGUAGCCGUAGAAUGGACACGCUGUGAGGAUUGUGUUGGCCAACAGCACCUCUUGCACCUGGGCAGUGUGAUGAUGCGUGUGAGCAGCCUGAAGAUUUCUUUAGUUGUGACUCUGAUUCGUCCGCCCUUGACGCACAGCACACCGACAAUCAUGCCGUGCAAAUGCCUCAGCGGGCCGGAUUCCGAGCAGAUGCCACAGUACGCUCAUUGCGGCUCCCACUUCAUCGAAUCAUUCGGCAAUGCCACGGGGACAACGUGGCACUGCACAGUGUGUCGAGCCAAGUGCCGAGAGUGCAAGGGCAGAGUGGCACGUUGGAUCAAGAGCACCAACAAGAUCGAGUACAGCCAUCGGAAGGAUUGCGCUGCAACUCCAGUGCCGGGACCUUCCGGAAUUACGUUGUUAGCAGACGGCGACUUGGUCCGAGUGAGCGACGCAGAUGCUACCAUCGACAAGCAUGGGAAGGUGCCGUAUCCCUUCAACGUGCGGCAGGUAGCACUCUUCACAGAGAAACUGCAGGCGCUGAAGGAAGCGGAGAAUGGGCGAACCGACAUUCCCCCGGGACCGUUUUCUUUGACAUCACAGAAGGAGACGAAACCGGAGAUCAAGGAGAUCAAGGGGACGGUUUCUGCCGGGAGGAUGACGGUUGGCACCGCUGGCAUGGCAGCGUCCUCGGAGGGUUCGAGGGGAUAUCCGACGGUUCAGCAUCGUCCGCAGAUCGAGCCACACACCCUCGACGACGUGACCAAGGUGCAACAAACUGUCCGGGACAUGUUGGCCAGGGAGUAUCAGACAUUCCCAACAUCGACAGCAACGGACGUUCCGAUGGCUGCAACAAAGUCUAUCCCGGAUCAAGUCAAGGAUCUGGAGGAACAGGCCGCGGCACUCAUCGCUCAGGUGCCCGAUCAGCGCAAUCACUCCGGAGUGGUUCGGUACGAUCCAGAUGUGGACGGAUUCUCCUUGCCACAGGCCUGGAAGGCGGCGCCCAAGGAGGGAUCGCUAUUCGGUUGGGUCAUGCUUGGGGGCAAGAGUUGCAUAGCAAGGUUGGAUGACCGAGCUGACCUCCAGCUUUUGUUCGAUGCCAUUGAGUAUCAGGUAACCGAUCCAGAUUUGCAGAAGCAGUUGAACGCAUUGCAGACCACACUUGCACGCGUAUUGGGAGAGUGGUUCUAUGUGGAUCAUUGCAGCGAGCUGCAGGGUACCCGCAGGUUCGCAGUUAUCUGCAGCGUCUUCAUGUUGGGCUCGGCCAUUGCGGCAAGGGCGAGCUUUUGCAACAUUUGCGCGAUGCAGGCUCCUCCCACCAUGGCGGAGUCAGAUGAGGAUUUAGAGCUACUUUCCGAGACAGCGAAGGUCCAGGCCACGCGGCCUCGGCCGUACAAGGGACCUUACUACAGGGGCCAGGCCGUGUUGGUUUACAGGACACAGCUGCCUUUACUUGAGAAUGCGGCGAAGCCAGAUUUUCAGGAGUCCAAGACCUCGCGAGGCACAGACAUUCGGAGCGAGAGGCCCACAUCCGCAGAACUGGAGGCUUCAUAUGAUGAGCCGGAGGGGCGAGUCGUCAUAGAAAGCUUGCGUGAAGAGGCUGAGUAUGAGCCACGUCCUCAGGCUCCUCCGACUCCAGGUCCGAGUACUCCAGUUCCAGGGACACCUGCUGGAACACCACGUCCAGGCGUAGAGACUUUGGAGGCUCCUGUAGUACCAGUGAGCCUUGCUCCACCAGAGGGCGGAGACCUCACUCCAGCUCCACCAGUAGUUCCUGUAGAGACAGCUGUCGAAAGCACAAAGCGGGGGGACAAGCGUCCUCACGACACCAGUGACACAGACGAGAUGUCACAUCUCAGGGCUCUACGUGGGCCAGAUCAAUCCCAGUCUUCUGGCAAUGUGGGAACUGCCACUCCUGCUACGACAGUUCUCACAGGUGCCGAGCAGGAGCAUUACAUUGACAGUCUGAAGGAAGUACCCCUCAAGUCUUUGAGAGACGGCGUGCUGGAUCGAGAUGGCCAAACACUUUUCUGGUCCCAGUUAG
Messenger RNA from Symbiodinium necroappetens, 4231 nucleotides. NCBI's taxonomy places the organism in Eukaryota, Dinophyceae, Suessiales, Symbiodiniaceae. The record is from the annotation of a GenBank genome assembly.